Molecule: messenger RNA, 1805 nt
Organism: Centruroides sculpturatus (bark scorpion)
Lineage: Eukaryota; Metazoa; Arthropoda; Arachnida; Scorpiones; Buthidae
Product: lipase member I-like
Exons: 10
Coding region: 132-1526 (464 amino acids)
Biological process (GO): lipid metabolic process
Molecular function (GO): carboxylic ester hydrolase activity; lipase activity
Source: RefSeq, a predicted model, not a curated record
AAUACUUACAUAGUUUAUGAAUUUAAUCAGUCAGCAUUAUUUGCAAUUUAUUUAACUAAAAAUUAUUUGCCUGACAUUGAGAAGACGUAAGAGAAGUAAUACUUAUCCAUAGAUAAAUAAUUUAACUUGGAAUGUUUGCUUACGUUCUACUCUCUAUAUUUAUGUUCAAUUUAAUAACAGAAAUUAAUGCCGAUAUUCCGUGCCCUUUAUGUGAAGAAAUAAUAUUUUUCGGUGCAGAACAUGCUUCUGUUCCUCCAACAUUUUUCUUUCUCUACACAAGAAAAAAUCUAUAUUAUCCAGAAAAUAUAACAUUCGUAAACUGUUCUAAAAAUAGUAAUUAUGAUCCUAAUAAAAAAACUGUUAUUUUAUUAGAUGGAUAUAACGGUAGUCCCAAUAGUGAACAUAUUAUUUUCUUAAAACAGGCUUACCUUAAGUAUGAAGAUUGCAAUGUAAUUGUAAUAGACUGGAGUAUAGCAUCUUCAGCUUUAAUAUUCCCGACUGCCAUAAGAAAUACUCUUAUAAUAGGAAAGUACAUUGCAGAACAGUUUGAAAUUUGGAAGAAAACUUGCAAAGAAAUCCAGUUUGAAAAAUUCCAUGUAAUUGGAUUUAGUCUUGGAGGUCAGACAGUAGGAUUUAUUGGAAAGUAUUUGAAAACGGGAAAAAUUGGAAGAAUUACUGGGUUGGAUAUCGCAGGUUUCUGCUUUGCAAGUUUUUCAUCAAAAUAUAAGCUUCAUUAUACAGAUGCAAAAUUCGUAGACGUUAUUUCUGUUUCAAGUGCUACACAGUUGAUUAUUGAACAACCAACUGGACAUAUACACUUUAAACCAGAUGGAGGGAAAAUUGGUAAAGGGUGCGCGGAAGAGAUUCUUGAUUUAAAUUUUGACACGUUGUUUCGAUGCACUCAUAUGCGAACAGUUUACCUGUUUACUUCUACUUUUUAUUCUGAAUGCUUACCUGUGGGUUAUCAGUGCAAAGAUAUGAAAACUUUUACUAGAGGAGAAUGUUACAAAUGUGGAGAAGACGGAAAACAAUGUGCAGCUUUAGGAAUUCAAGCAGAAAAAUAUAGCAAUAAAAUAAUAAAUGGAACAAUAACCAUGUAUUUGGCUACAACUUUCACUGAUAACUAUUGCUUGUAUCAAUAUCACGUAGAAGUUACUUUGGCUUCCAAGCAAAACAGCUCAACAGAAGCUGGAAAAUUAAUAUUAAUCAUAAAUAACAGUACAGUUAAUCAAGUAUUGAACAGCGAUUUGUACAUUCAAGAUGCUACAGAUAUAUUUAAUCCUAGUAAAACGUAUAGUUAUUUAAUGAUAACUACUCAUAAAAUCGAUCCUAUAACAAAUUUAGAAUUUUUUUGGUACACUACAAGACCGCAAAUUGAUAAUAAGCUUUAUGUAAAAUGCAUAAAAAUCGUUCCUAUGAAUAACUUGGGAAUGAAUCGUUCGAAAUUAACAUAUUAUGGUACUACAAAUGGAAAAGCAAUCUACCCUCAAGAAACUGUACCUAUCUACUCGAAAACUAUCUGUUAAUAAGAUAGUUUCCUUAUUUUUUAAGACAUUAUUAUUAGGAUUUUUUAAUUAAUUUUUUAAAAUAUCUUGCUAAAUUAUUUAUAUAUAAUUAAAUAAGUUUAUUUUAAGGAUAUUUAAAUGUUCUUUUAAUGUAAAGCAUUGUCUACACUUCAGUAUAAAAAUUAUAGGAACAUUUCUUGAAAUUCGUCUAUUAUAAAGACAAGGAAAAUAUUUUUAGUAUUGGCUAAUACAUUUUAAAAGUUAGUCGUAUUUAUUAUUAUUAUUAUUAUUAUGAAAGUG